AUGGCUUCCUUCUUGCAGAGGCCCGUUCUUGCGGCCUCUGCCUUCGCAAUAGCCUCAGUUUCCGCAGACAAACUGAGCCCUUUCAUAUCUUUGGAACAAUCAAAUCCUCCUCUUCCUCCCCUAAAACAAACCGAUUUAGAUUUCUCAUGGGUCUCCCUAAUUUCCAAGUCCAAAUUGCCCCAAUUCUCUUUUGUACACAAUUUUCAUGUUCCCAUGCCCAAUUUAUUACCCACUCCAAUCCUCAACCCUAAUUCCAACCAUUCUUUCGUGUCCUCAUCAUCUCUCGUUUUGCUCAAUUCAUACCAAUCUGCCGAUUUGACAAAAUCCGCUAAACCGGCUGCCUAUCCAUACAUCAAACCUGCAUUGCCAUCGGACCUUCUCUACAAAUGGCACUUGCCGGAUCCUAGUACUGUUAGCGUUGGAAAGCCUAGUUGUUUGUCGGCUAAAUCGAGGACGGUAGUUGUUUUGGUGGGAUGGUUAGGGGCUAAACAGAAGCACCUGAAUCGAUAUGCUGCGUGGUAUACGUCAAGAGGGUUUCAUGUUAUUACAUUUACGUUUCCAAUGUGGGAGGUUAUUGGGUAUAAAGUGGGUGGAAAAGCUGAGAGGGAUGUUGAGCUGCUGGUGGACCAUCUUGCUGAGUGGUUGGAAGAGGAGCAUGGAAAGAAUUUGGUCUUUCAUACAUUUAGUAAUACGGGGUGGCUAACAUAUGGAGUCAUAUUGGAAAAGUUUCAAAAGAAGGAUUCUAGUUUGACGGACAGAAUUAGAGGCUGCAUCGUGGAUUCUGCUCCUGUUGAUAACCCUGAUCCACAGGUUUUUGCUUCUGGAUUUUCUGCUGCUUUUCUGAAGAAAAACAGUGUUGCAACAAAAGGUUCUGUUUUUGAACCGGAUGUAGAUGUGAAGGUUGGAGAAAGAACCUCUGUUGAACUUAGCCCUGCUUUAACUGAAGCAGCUCUGCUCGUCAUUUUGGAGAAGUUAUUUGGGGUGGUGUUGAAUCAGCCUUCGAUUAACCAGAGGCUUUGUGAUGUCCUGAGCGUGUUAAAAUCCAAACAGCCGAGGUGUCCACAGCUGUACAUUUAUAGCUCUGCUGACAGAGUUAUCCCGGCAGCGUAUGUUGAGUCGUUCAUAGAGAAUCAGAGAAAGAGCGGACGUGAGGUCAGAGCUUUGCCCAUUGGAGAUUCAGCCGGCCACCAAAUAUUGUCAUCCGCCGACGCCGACCGCCUCUCCACGCCGCCUAAUACCACCGUCGUAUCUCUCACUCGCCAUCUCUCCAUCUUCCUCCCUCGCACAAACGGCCAAUAUCCGCCACAAAUUUCGGCGUCCUCUCUACCUUCUCUCCCAGAGUCGAACACGUCCUCCACUCGCCACCACACAAUCGCAGCCCAUCGCCGGAGACUGCUGCGACCAAGCAAGAUCCGGCGAAACCAGCCCGUCGUCUGCUUCCUUCAGCCGGCUCCGACAUACAACCAACUCUGUCGUCCGCAGAAGGCAGUACCCACGAUUUCGCCGCCCGCCGCAGCCGUCGCCAUGCCCUCCGCCGUCACAUUUGCCGCCACUUCCAACACCAGCACCCCUCCACCACGACCAACCCACCACCACCAGCCACCGCCAACUAUCACAGUCACGUUGCCAGAUUUUCGGAUUUAG
This is a messenger RNA of Striga hermonthica, 1644 nucleotides long. NCBI's taxonomy places the organism in Eukaryota, Viridiplantae, Streptophyta, Magnoliopsida, Lamiales, Orobanchaceae. The record is from the annotation of a GenBank genome assembly.